GCUCGACCACCACCUAGUCCAGCUUCUAAAGCCGUCAAGAACGGGAUACAACUCUUGUCAACCCUUAUCGCAUCUCGCGCUAAGAUCUUUGGCUGGUUCAAAGUGCAUUGAGUGCGGAGACCGUCGUAUUGCUCAAGCUACAUUAGAGGAACUCUCUGAUCUACACCAUGUCUCUCUAUCUCUGCGUCGACUGCGGAGGCUCGAAGACCUCGGCCGUCAUCACCAACGCGUCCGGCACAAUCGUCGGCCGUGCACUGGGUGGCCCGUCCAACUUUGCUUACGUCAGCCCCUCUGCGUUCGCCGAUGCCGUGCGCAUCGCCGUAUCCAACGCGCUCAAAACAUGCGUCUCCCCACCCUCGAUUGCGCCCGUAGCGCUCCCGCCUCCUCCCUCCGCCCCCCUCUUCGCUGCAGCGUGGUUCGGGAUCUCGGGUGUGGACAGCCCCGCUGCGGUGCUCAAUGCGCGCACGGUUCUCGCGGAGCUGCUCGGCCUCCCUUUGGACGAGCGGAUCAGCGUUGGAAACGAUACGGUUUUGCUGGCCGCGCCGCUACGGCUGCACCCGGACAUCAGGCACGCGAUCACCGCCAUCGGCGGCACGGGCUCGUGCGUCGUCUCGUUUCGCCUGGACGACAAUGACAGCCUGUUGAAGGAGAUGGCGCGCACGGGCGGGAUCGGGUGGAUCCUCGGCGACGAGGGGGGAGGGUUCCACGUCGGUCGGGAGACAGUGAAGCAGAUGAUGUACGAGUUCGAUCGGGAGACGCUGGGUGGAACGCCCUAUCCGCCAUCGACGCUCAAGCAGAAGGUGCUUGAUUACUUUGGGGUGAAGGGCGGGCACGCGGCGACGCCGGAGAUUCUAACGGCGGUGCACAUUCCCGAGCCGGCCGCUGCGGGAGACGUACAUCCCGGCACGGAUCCGCUGUUGCUCAUUCCUAGGGAGAAGAGGCUCAGUCAGAUUAGUCCGCUUGCGUUUGACGCUGCGUUCAAGGAUGGCGAUGGGUUUGCGCUGCGUGUGCUGCGCUACUCUGCAGGUACGCUGGCGGAUCAAAUCGCGAUGCUCUCUCGGCCAGAGGGCGAGGAUCCCGCUGUCGCGCCACGCGCGAUCGUCGCAAAAGACACGGUCAUCUGCUUUGGAGGGACGCUUGUGGGUAUCAAGGACUACAGGGAUCUGGUGAUAGACGAGUUGAAGAAGCGGGGACACGUGUUCCGGUACAUCGAGUUCGUGGAUGAUGCAGCUGGUGUGGGUGCUGUGACGCUCGCGCAGCUUUGGGAGUCGAAGAAGUAGUGGAUGGGGUUACUUGUGUGUAAUCUAUGUUGUAACAGAAACACUCGAUUUAUUCAUUCCAUCAAUUAUGACCUAUAGCUAAUCUGAUCGUAAUGGUAUGUUUUGUAAUAUGUUU
This is a messenger RNA of Coniophora puteana RWD-64-598 SS2, 1395 nucleotides long. RefSeq lists its product as uncharacterized. The transcript has 2 exons. Bases 168 to 1280 code for a protein of 370 amino acids. NCBI's taxonomy places the organism in Eukaryota, Fungi, Basidiomycota, Agaricomycetes, Boletales, Coniophoraceae. The record is from RefSeq and is a predicted model, not a curated record.